GGGGCAGCAGCAGCAGCACUCUCAUCAGCAGCAGCCGAGAAAACCUCAGAAGGAGAAACUCCACCAAAACAAAGCGGUCAACUAGAAACAUUUUACUGCCUUUUUUCGUUUAACGCCUUUGAACACGCAAAGGAACGUUUUUCUGACACGGUGGAGGUUUUAGGGCAGUUCUGUCUUCGUUUUUGUUUAUUCUCCUUACGCCGUUUCACUCAUGGAGAGCUCUGCAGAAGUUCCUCCUCAGCGCUCUGACACAGACGGUGGCUGCUCUAAAAGGCGCUGCUGGGCCGGGUUCUGGAUCCUCGGAUUGUGCAACAAUUUAGGCUAUGUGGUCAUGCUGAGUGCAGCUCUGGAUAUCCUCUCUAAACAAGAGACAAGAAACGUCACCGACUCUGCAUCUAAUUCAGGCGCACCGGCUGAGGACGUUCAAGCUGGAAACCACAGUAACAGCAGCAUCUAUGACUGCAGUCCUAUAACCACCGGGGCUGUGCUGUUAGCUGACAUCCUCCCAACCCUCUUCAUCAAACUUCUUGCUCCACUUGUGAUCCACAAACUGCCUUAUGGUUUCCGAGUCUUGUUCUGUGUCAUCAUGGCACUAACAAGCUUCCUGCUUGUGUCCUUCUCCUCAGCUGUGUGGAUAAGUAUCUUUGGAGUGGUGUUUGCCAGUUUGAGCGCUGGACUAGGAGAAUUGUCCUUUCUCUCUCUCAGUGUCUUCUUCAGCAGGAAAGUACUCCAAGGCUGGGGCUCAGGCACUGGUGCAGCUGGUCUUGUUGGUGCUUUAUUCUACUCAGGCCUCAUCCAAGUUGGCCUUUCACCUCAGGUCACACUUCUCAUCAUGCUCUUGUUUCCAGUUGCUAUGCUGCUUAGCUAUUUCGGGCUACUGGUUUAUCCACCUUCAUUUCCUCAGUGGAGGCAGGUGGAGACUGAAUAUGCACCUGUGGACUCAGAGGACAGGCAGUGGCUCAUGGAUGAGUCAGAAGAUGAGCAGGAGGUCUCAACACCAGAGCAGAGAACCAUGGGACCCCUUACCUGGAAGGAGAAGUGUUACGUCAUCAAGGGCUUGUGGAAGUUUGUGUGGCCUCUGGCAGUCGUCUACUUUGCAGAGUACUUCAUCAACCAAGGUUUGAUGGAGCUCCUGUUCUUUCACAACAUAGUUCUGUCCCAUGCAGACCAGUACCGCUGGUACCAGACGCUGUACCAGUUGGGUGUGCUCGUGUCUCGAUCCUCCCUGUGCUGCUUUCAGAUCAGGAAGCUGUGGGGUUUCUCUUUGCUGCAGUGUGUGAAUGCGGUUUUCCUCCUGUUCGCUGUUCGGUUCCAGUUCCUGCCCUCUGUCUGGCUCGUGUUUUGUAUUAUUUUCUUUGAGGGUCUGCUGGGUGGAGCUGCAUAUGUCAACACCUUCCACUUCAUCAGUGAGGAGAAUGAAGACCGAUACAGAGAGUUCGCCAUGGCAACAGCCAGUGUGGGAGACAGUCUGGGCAUCGCUUUGGCCGGAAUUGCUGCUUUUCCUGUCCACAAUUACUUCUGUUCUCUAUGAUCUAACCCACACUCGGAUCAGCAGAACGAAUGAGCAAGAUGUGGCUGUGUCUCAGCUCAGAAGUGACUUAUUUAAUCUGAAGAAAACUGAUUUACUUCUGCAUCAUCACUGAUGGCUUCCAUGAGAAAAGGCUAUAGCUGAUGAGCUCCUGUGCUUCGUUCCUAAACGUUUAGGUUCAGGAACUGGUCUAAAGGGGUGUGCAUUUAGUUCUAAUAGAUUUAUCUUUGUAAAGUUUUUCUACUUUUUUAGAUUUGUACAUUUUUAACACCUUCACAUAAACGUGUUGCCCUCUGACACGGUAUCAUCGCACCAAAACGUCCAAUCUGAGGGCUUUUGAACAUUUUAACCUUUUUGUGUUCUCAUAUUGAACAUUUUGUGUGUUGUAGCGCUGACCAGUUUCACAGGAACACCAGUGAUGUGUGAGGAAAUGCACACAUGACCUGCUGUAGAUAGGUUAUCUGAUGCAAACCAAGAGCCAUUACGUCUGUCAUGUUCCAACACCGUUUGACUUGAUGCAUCUUCAGACUGAAACUUUUAACUUUGCCCUGGAUUUGAGUUUUAGGUGCUUUCCUAUUUUUAAAGGUGUGGCUCACUGAAAAAAAAUUUUAAUGACUGUUUCAGGUUCUAACGGGUCACUCUGAGUUUUUCAUGCAGACGCAACAUGAAAAUAGUCUCCUACACCUAUCUCCUGCAUUAGCUUCUGAUAGAAAACAGACGGUGAAACUCUAGGAUUAGAAAAGCCUGACAGAUCUACGUCACUAACAUUCAUGAACUCACCCAUCUUGACUCAAAACAGGGAAGGCUGCUGUUGGUUUAGCAUCCAUGAGACAGCAAAGAACGUCUCUGCUAGUAAAAGCUACUUCCUAACAUUAGCACCUUCACCACACAGCAGAACUCCUCCAGGCUUGUGUUAUUGGUGGAGAUAAAACGUCAACGUUGCGGAGCAAACAUUGUCAGUGGUAGAGCCGUGUUGCUGUUAGCCAAUCAGAGGAGAGAUGUCCAAAUAUCAGGAAAUAAGAUUCCAGAUCCUGCUGUCUGAAGCUCUUUGAAAUCCUCACCUUUACAACGCCAUACAGUUUUGUAACCAUUAGUUCCAAAAACAGUGAUCUUUGUCUCAUCACUCCAGAGUCUAGAGUCCCAGUAGUCUUCGUCUCCUCCAGCAUGGGCCCUGGCAAAUCCUAGGUGUGCUUUAUUGUGCGUGGGCUUUAGGAGAGGCUUCCUCCAUAGACGAUACCCGUGCAUGCCAUUCCUCUGAAGUGUGCGCCGUACGGUGUCACAGGAAACAAUCACUCAGUUUGGCUUUCUACAGCUUUAGCUAACUGCAGUGAACUUGCAUUGUGAUUUUCCCAGACUUUCCUCAUCAGAAAAUGCUCCUGUCGAGAUGUUUACUCCUGUGGACGGCCUGGAAGUCUCUGUAAGCUGGUUGCACUUCCAUCUUUGUGUAAAGAAAUAAUUUCCUUUCUCAGAUUUUGUGACAUUUAUCUUCUAUGUGGAACCAUUGCUGACGGUAUGAAAUGCAAUGGGCUUUUCUUUGUUAAGUAAUGCCCUUUUAUAAUCACCUGUCUGCUGGACACCUCUCAACUGAACCAUUAGACUCACAUGUGGUUGAAUGUAGUCCUAAGUGUGGCUUUUCUCCUCAGACUAUAAUUGGGGUGCACUCUGUUUUGUAACAUGGGCUUGAAUAGAUUUGUAAGGAAAAUCACUUUUUUGUUUGUGCAAAUCUUGUUUCAAUCAGUGACCCACAUUUGUGGGAGUAUUUUGUAGUUUGGUACCUCACAGAAAAUGUUGGCUCUGAAAAGAAACUAAAGGUUUUCUGACAGUGUAGUGGGGUGUACUCAUAUAUGCUGAGCUAUGGCUGCUUCAGUUCUUCAUGCAGUUAAAACUGGUUGUUUACUGUCUAUGAUUGGUAAGGUGAAUGCCAUCAAAAUGAUCAGCCUACCUAGAUUUCUGUACCCGUUCCAGAAUUUACCAAUAUAUUUGAAUUUGUCCUUUUUUAAGAAAGUUUACUCAAUAAUUUUGUCAUUUAUAUGAGGCAACAAACCCCACCGCAUAGCCAAAGCUCACCUACAGAUAUCCGCUAGCAACGGAGGCUUGGGCCUGCCAGUUUUGAGGCACUAUUAUUGGACAGCUGAUGCCAGGCCUCUCACUUAUUGGAAAUGUGGAUCCGCGGGGAUGAGAGAAGGUCCCUCAUGGUUGCACUUAGAAGCAGCUGCUGUGAAAAAGUCCUCACUUCCAGCUCUUUUGUUUUCAGGUUCUACAAAAAUAUACAAACUACAACACAAUUUUAUUUUAAGGAACUCUCUACGAAUCCUGUCAGAUUAAAAACGCUUUUCAGGCUCCCAUCGUCUCAAUACAGACUCCUAUUCGCCAAAACCAUGUAUUCACAGCCAGGCAGCAAGAUGCAGUAUUCAUGGCCUGGAAGGAGAGGGGCAUCAGAUCAUUUGCGGAUCUGUUUAUUGGUGGUCAAUUCAUUUUCGCAGAUUAGUUCAAAGUAUAAUCUCCCUAAUUUACAUUUUUUUUCGCUACCUUCAAGUCAGACACUGUGUUAGGGAAUGGUGCCCAAAUCUUGAACCCUCUUCCACCACACACACCCUUAUUAAGAAUUUUUUGCUUCCUCCAAACUCCAAGCGGAUUGUGUCAAAGUUUGUUAGCUGCUUUGCUGCCACAGUUUCCUCAGACUUUCAUAGAGAGGCUUGGGCAGUGGACUUGAACUGUGAGGCGUCUGACGCACUCUGGGAAGGAGCAUUAUCUCAGAUUACCCGCUGUUCCGUCAACUCUCGCCUUAGAUUGAUCCAGUUUACGGUUCUACACAGGCUGCAUUACUCUAAAAUAAAACUGAACAAAAUGUUCCCAUCUGCGUCUACCGAGUGUGACAGAUGCCAUAUAGCAGAAGGUUCGUUAGCACAUUUAUUCUGGUUCUGUCCUUCAUUGAGCAGAUUCUGGUCUGCAAUCUUUAAAUGUUGUUCAGAUGUUUAUGGUAGUGACAUUCAGCCCACCCCCACACUGGCAAUUCUUGGAUGUCCUUCGCUGGCUCCUCGGCUGCCACAGCACAUGGGGACCGCUCUACAGUUAGGGAUGGUUGUGGCUUAAAAACUCAUUCUUCUGAAAUGGAAAUCUACAACCCCACCUUCUUUUGGACAUUGGCUCACAGAGAUGCUACAUGUCAUUCAACUGGAAUUGCUACAUUCACACAAGACUGGCUCUCGCAGCAAGCUUGAGGAGGGCUGGAGACCUUUCCUAACCCACUACAAGGUUAUCUAGCUGGUGAAAUGGUUUGGAUUAAUGACUGGUGCUGAAACAUACCUAAUAUAAUGUUGCUCUAUCAUCUGUAAAUGUGCUUAAUAGUAACUGUUUUAUAUACCUUUCUGUUUACAGUGUGGUCUGGCAGCCGUAAACGUAUGUUUGUUUAUAUGGCUUGACUAAAAACCUGAAAAACAAAAUAUUAUAUAAAAAAAAAACCUGGUUGUUUAUUGGAAGAGAUCGUGAACACCUGCUGGUCUUUUUUUUCCAUGAAAUUACGGUAUAUUUUUGUGUAUUUGUUAUUGAUGUUUUAUGUUAAAAAAUUAUCUAAAUUGAAAGAUUAUUAUGAUUAUUAUUUAUGAAUUAAAGAAUUAUAAAAAUGUAACGUUUCAGUUCAUGAACAAACUCAAAACCUGAGUUUUGAAUAAAUAGAUAGAUAAUCUAUUUAAGGGUAGAGGUGAGCGCUGAUGAGAGAAUGAUGUACAGCUGGAGAAGGAACACAAUAAACAUCUUUUGUGAAGAACC
Nothobranchius furzeri (turquoise killifish) is the source of this 5296-nucleotide messenger RNA. It is a transcript of the gene cln3, whose product is annotated as CLN3 lysosomal/endosomal transmembrane protein, battenin. Gene Ontology annotation, biological process: regulation of intracellular pH; lysosome organization. The record is from RefSeq and is a predicted model, not a curated record. Gene Ontology annotation, cellular component: lysosome; membrane. NCBI's taxonomy places the organism in Eukaryota, Metazoa, Chordata, Actinopteri, Cyprinodontiformes, Nothobranchiidae.